Messenger RNA from Hibiscus syriacus, 1156 nucleotides. Its product is annotated as replication protein A 32 kDa subunit B-like. Gene Ontology annotation, biological process: nucleotide-excision repair; DNA replication; double-strand break repair via homologous recombination. Gene Ontology annotation, molecular function: DNA binding. NCBI's taxonomy places the organism in Eukaryota, Viridiplantae, Streptophyta, Magnoliopsida, Malvales, Malvaceae. Gene Ontology annotation, cellular component: DNA replication factor A complex; nucleus; chromosome, telomeric region. The coding region runs from base 79 to 927 and encodes 282 amino acids. The transcript has 10 exons. The record is from RefSeq and is a predicted model, not a curated record.
CACACAGCCCGGGAACCCCAAAAGUGCGUUAAAGAUAAGAAGAAAAAUCCCCAAAAUCUGAUAAUAGAAGAAGCUACGAUGCAGUCGAACGAGUUUGAUGGGAACGCGGCCUUUUCUGGGGGCGGUUUCAUGCCAUCACAAGCCACGCAGACCGCCCCUGACCGCCCAUCCUCUUCCUCCAAAAACAGUGACGCGCGCUGCUUGCUUCCACUUACGGUGAAGCAGUUGAUGGAUCUCUCCAGAGGUGGAGAAUCUGAUAUUUCCAUUGAAGGUGUUGAUGUCAACAACAUCGUGUUAGUGGGAAGGGUAUCCAAAAUAGACAAUGCUGUUUCAGAAUGUACUUUUAGAGUUGAUGAUGGCACAGGAUGGGUUGAAUGCACCAAAUGGGUUCAUGAGCAUAUAGACUCAGUUGAAGUUGAUGCGAUCUCGGUUGGAAUGUAUGUUCGUGUCUAUGGUCAGUUAAAAAGCAUUCACGGUAGAAGGACUGUGCACACCUUUUCAAUUCGGCUUGUUACUGAUUAUAAUGAGAUUACAAACCACUUCAUCGAGUGUAUCUAUGUUCAUUUGUACAACACCAAGAUGAGGGGUUGCAUCAACACGCAGCCUCGGAUGACAAAUUCUGUUGGUGGCAUGACUGCUCAGCCUCAAGUGGCAAAUUCAAAUUUUGGCAACCCAGGAAAGGGCUACAGUUAUGAAACUAACCAGUAUAACAAUGAUGAAGAACAGAUCCAUGCUCUUAGUUCAACGGUCUUACAAUUCUUGCGUAGGCCAGCAAGCAUUGCAUCUGAGAUGGGGGUAUCCUCUGUUGUCAUCGCUCGAGAACUAAAUGAUUCCGAGGAUAAGGUCAGGCAAACUUUAGAGUUCCUUGCAUCUGAGGGCCUCGUUUACACAACCACUGAAGAUUACUACAAAUUCACUGAUGCCUGAGAUAUUUUGACGUGAGUCUUUAGAGCAAGACUUAUGUUAGUCUCAAUGCUCUGCUUUUGGUUAUAUAUACUAUCUAUAAGUAAUGUCAGUCUUUAGAUCAAUACUUAUGUUAGUCUCAAUGCUCUGCUUUUGGUUAUACUCUCUCAGUAAUAUCAGUCUUUAGAGCAAUACGUAUGUUAGCCCUUAGUCUAAAUGCUCUGCUUUUGGUUAUACUAUCUAUCAGUAAUGU